UGUAUUAUUGCUUACAAAACUUUUACAUCUAGAGCCUACAGUUUGUGGUCUGUAGGCGGAAACAUGUUUUCAUUUAUUUUGGAGUUGUCCCUACUCGACUUGUUUUUGGUCUGAUUUCUGCAAGAUUGUUAGAGAUCAUAUCAUUCCCAGCUUUCAACUUUGUUUUGAAAAUAUUUUAUUUAUUUAUUUAUUUAUUUUAGCUAUGACAUGUCUCUUCAUAAGGAAAAUUAUUUGAUUAAUUUUACGCCAUUCUGAACUCUGUUGUUUCUGUCCGUGUUCGUGACGUCACUGAGUCAGCUGGCCAAUGUUUACAUCUCUCGCUGCUCGCAGUGAACGUUUAUGGGGAGAAACCGAGACAGAAACAACAGGAGCCAUUAAACCGAAUGGAGAGCAUUUACAAAAAAUAGUUCGGGUGUUUCAGUCAGGCGAUACAGCUUAGUCGACUGUGGAGUCGCCGAGGUGUUUCCAGUGACGAAUUUAUCCCAAAACGUCUCCAUCCCCAUUUCUCUUUGUUUUCAUUUUGACUACUUUUUCGCAGAGAUAAAAUGGGAGGUGCAGUAAGUGCUGGGGAAGACAAUGACGAGUUGAUUGACAACCUUAAAGAGGCCCAAUACAUUCGCUCUGAUCUGGUUGAACAUGCCUUCAGGGCCAUUGAUCGUGCUGACUACUAUCUAGAGGAAUUUCGUGACAGUGCCUACAAGGACCUGGCCUGGAGACAUGGCAACAUCCAUCUUUCUGCACCGUGUAUCUAUUCUGAGGUGAUGGAGGCCUUAGACCUUCAGCCUGGCCUGUCCUUCCUCAACCUAGGCAGUGGCACAGGCUAUCUCAGCACCAUGGUUGGACUUAUAUUGGGGCCAUUUGGUGUGAAUCAUGGUGUUGAAUUGCAUGAAGAUGUUAUAGAGUAUGCUUACCAGAAGCUGGACUUCUUCAUCAAGACAAAUGACAGUUUUGACAGGUUUGAAUUCUGUGAGCCCUCCUUUGUGGUGGGAAACUGUCUGGAAAUUGCCCCAGAAAGUAAGCAGUAUGACAGGGUUUACUGCGGCGCAGGAGUCCAGAGGGAACAUGAAGACUACUUGAAGAAGUUGUUAAAAGUAGGGGGUAUCUUAGUACUGCCUCUGGAAGAAAAGCUCACUAAAAUUACUCGAACAGGAUAUAACACUUGGGAGGCAAGAAAGAUAAUAGCUGUGUCCUUUGCACCACUGGUGCUCCCUAAACACAGGGAAAAUUGCAAACCUAGAGCAGUGUCCCUACCUGCCAUGUUUGAGGUGCGGAGUCUCCAGGAUUUGGCCCGUAUCAACAUUCGUCACAUUCUAAAGAAAGCUGGGUCUGGAUCCUUGCCCCUAUUCGGGAGAACUGAAUCCCAGCGGAGAAAUCUCCUUAGACAAAAACGUGAGCACCGCGAUUCAGCUCUACUGACCAAUAGUUAUUUAUUCAUGAGUCGUAUGAUCCCUGGACCCAUGGAUAACAACAACAACCAGUCAUCGACAGACAAUGAGGAUGAAGAUGAAGACUGCAGGAGGGUUUGUGAACAAGGGGAGAAGAAAGAGGAGGAUGGGAGGAGAAAAGAGGGAGGUAUUUUGGUGAUAGAGACUCCAGUUAACCUUAUAAGGAAGAGGAUACUCAGCCUGCCUUUGCCAGAGCCUCUCAAGCUGUAUCUUCUUUACUACAGAGAGAAGUAGAUCCCACUUACCACAGUCUUAUGUUACAGACUACUCACAGGUACCUUACACCGUCACUAUCAACCCCUGUCAAGACUCUUUGGCUGUAUAGUCACCGAUUUUAUUUCAAAAUCAUCAUAUCUUAUUUCCAGCUUCUCUUAAAGGUAUAGUUCACCCAAAAAUAUUUUUUUGACAAUUUACUUAUCCUUAUGUAGUUUAAAACCCACAUCUGAGGGUGGGUUUUAAAGUGGGACACAAAAACUAAAGGAAAAAUUUAUCAUAAAUGUAGUUAAUGCAGCUCAUGCAUCAUAUUUCAAGUCUUCUGAAGUAAUUUGAUAAAGAAAGAAAAGAUAGUCAUAUGGGUUUGGAAUGACAUGAGGGUGUGAAAAUUAUGAGCAUUUUCAUUUUUUGAUGUACUAGCCCUUAAAUUAACAUGAAGUGCUUCAAGUUAACAGCGUCUUACCACAUUGUCCUGGCCACAUUAAACUGCACCACCCUUUGUUCUUUUACAUUACACAACAUUAUGUAACUGAGAUAUGUACUUACAAAAUGUAAUAUCUGGAUUUAGAACCAAGAGUACAAACCAUUACACCACGGUAUCAAAGAGAAUUAAAAUUUAUAUAUUUUAAUUUGCAGAUGGACUUUUUCAAACAGACACAUGAUAAAUGGAUAAUCAUCUAUUAAAUCAGAAAAGCAGUAUUGUUUCUUGUAACAAAAAUCUCUUGGCAUUUGUGCAUAUAUUUGAGUAAGUGAUUGUGUCUGUAUGUAUUAACAUAGAAGCUGUUAUAGCCACUUGUAUUCUUCUGGUGUAAGGAUUUGUAAAAUCAAAUGUGUAAUUGUGUACCUACUGACACAUAUUGUGUGCAGAUACAAAGACAGGUUAAAAAAAAAAAGGUGUUUGUCUUCCCAACAUAAACAGUCUUGUAGUUUCAGGAAAUUCAAGCUAAAGACUGAUUAUCUGAUGUGUUUUGCUAUUGCCAUUUAAAAAUAAUCUUGGGUUUGUACUAGGGCUGUCAAUCAAUGACAUUUUUUAAUCGAAUUACAUGGUGUCCCAAUUAAUUAAUCGCGAUUAUUUGCAUAUACAAAUAUUUGCUGAGAAAGCCCCUCAUAUAAAUAUAAUUCUAUAUAUAAUUAUGAAAUAAUGAUACAUAGUUAUCUAU
Molecule: messenger RNA, 2818 nt
Organism: Xyrauchen texanus (razorback sucker)
Lineage: Eukaryota; Metazoa; Chordata; Actinopteri; Cypriniformes; Catostomidae
Product: protein-L-isoaspartate O-methyltransferase domain-containing protein 2-like
Exons: 6
Coding region: 546-1679 (377 amino acids)
Biological process (GO): protein modification process
Cellular component (GO): cytoplasm
Molecular function (GO): protein-L-isoaspartate (D-aspartate) O-methyltransferase activity
Source: RefSeq, a predicted model, not a curated record